GCGACAGAUGUCGCCAUUAGUUUCAUUCAAACAUUAAUUCAUUCAAAACAAUGCUUUCAUGUCUCGUAACGGGCGGUCAUUCGGGUCUCGGACGCGCCGUUUGUCAACGUUUCGCUCGCGCCGGACAUCGGGUUGUGUCUCUUGAUCUGAUGACUGAAGACAAAACCGAAGACAAUGUCCAACACAUCCGUGGCGAUGUCCGCAACGAAGCGGACGUUCAGAAAGCGAUUUCUCGAUUACCGAAAAUCGAUUGUUUGGUUUCGUGUUCGGGAGUGGCCAACGCCUUCAAGAUCUUUAACUUCGAGUCGAAAAGACCGCAAAGACUCGAAGAUUUCAAAACUCUUUUGGAAAUCAAUGUUUUCGGAACUUUCAAUGUCUUGAGACUCGUCGCCCACAAAAUGGCUCAAAACCAAACGGAUCCAAACGGACAAAGAGGUUCUAUUAUUCUGACAUCUUCUAUUCUGGCCACAGAUGCUCACGAAGGUCAGACCGGAACUGCUGCUUCUUCAGCCGCUCUCAACUCGAUGACUCUUCCGUUGGCACGUGAUCUCAAAGACGUUGGAAUUCGCGUCAACACAAUAGCCGUCGGGUUUUUCGCGACGCCUUUAGUCGAAAGAAGCGAAUCUCAAGAACUGUUGUCUUUCAUUCGAUUGGCGACUCCGUGUCCUUCAAGACUGGGAGAUCCGGAAGAAUUCGCUCAUUUGGCCGAAAGAUUGAUCCGAAAUCCGAUGAUAAACGGAUCGAUCAUUCGAUUGGACGGCGCGUGUCGUUGGCCUGAAAGGGGAUAACAAUUAAAUACAAUUAAAUAGAAUUCGAUUUAUUGUUUGUUUUUUCGUUCGAU
Molecule: messenger RNA, 841 nt
Organism: Oppia nitens
Lineage: Eukaryota; Metazoa; Arthropoda; Arachnida; Sarcoptiformes; Oppiidae
Product: 3-hydroxyacyl-CoA dehydrogenase type-2-like
Exons: 1
Coding region: 51-788 (245 amino acids)
Source: RefSeq, a predicted model, not a curated record